Molecule: messenger RNA, 2312 nt
Organism: Quercus robur (English oak)
Lineage: Eukaryota; Viridiplantae; Streptophyta; Magnoliopsida; Fagales; Fagaceae
Product: wall-associated receptor kinase-like 8
Exons: 3
Coding region: 21-2210 (729 amino acids)
Biological process (GO): cell surface receptor signaling pathway; protein phosphorylation
Cellular component (GO): plasma membrane
Molecular function (GO): protein serine/threonine kinase activity; ATP binding; polysaccharide binding
Source: RefSeq, a predicted model, not a curated record
GAAGACAUUCAGAAAUUAAAAUGGCUGUGCAAUUUGUAAUGCAAAUUGCUUUCUUUCUUCUGCUGACAUAUGGAUUAGUAGAAGAAGCAUCAUCAGUAGUAUUUCCAGCUAUUGCACGACUCAAUUGUACAGAGAAGUGUGGAAAUGUUAAAAUUCCAUAUCCAUUUGGAAUCGGACCUAAUUGCUACAUGGCCAGCUGGUUCGAAAUUGUUUGCGAUAAAGCAAAUGUCACUGCUAAAGCCUUUCUACCCAGUAUUGGCAUGGAGGUGCUGGAAAUCAAUAUUAGUGAUCCGUAUAAAGAUUCAUAUUCAUAUUCUUAUUAUAAUGAGCCUGGACUCAUCCGAGUCAAGAUGCCUAUUAUUUCUUCUUCAGACUGCAUAAAUAAGAGUAGUGAUGGUGUGGACAUCUCUGGAACUCCUUAUUUCUUCUCGUCAUACCGGAAUAAAUUUGUUUCGGUUGGUUGCGACAACUUGGUCACAAUGACUGGUCUUGACCCUAUGGUGGUGGUUGGUUGCAAGACUAAUUGCAGUAAUCAAAAGCUGAAAGAUAAACAAGGUACAUGCUCGGGGUUCAACUGCUGCCAGACCACAGUCCCUUACGGGAUUCAAGUACUAAAUGUAGAUUUCGUGAGGACACCGAGAAAUAAUUGUAGACAUGCCUUCCUCGCAGAGACACAAUGGUUAAACAAAACAGAUCUCUCUAACCAUUUUCUGUAUUGGGAUUACGUUCCUGUGGUGCUGGAAUGGACAGAAUCUAACUUUACUGCCUUUGAUUUCAACGAGAUACGUGCACUGCAUUUAGAUUGGGAUUAUACAAGUUACGGGGCCAAGUACUAUUAUUGCCGUUAUGGAUACGAAGGAAAUCCUUAUCUUUUUCCAGGAUGUCAAGAUAUAAAUGAAUGCGAAGACCAGAAACGCAAUGGAUGUUUUGACAAGUCAGAUUGUGAGAAUAUAGAAGGUAGUUACACUUGCAACAGGCGCAAGUCUCGACAGAAGAUAGCCAUUAUAGUUAUUUGUACAAGCUUUGGGGCAUUGUUUCUACUCUUUAUUACUUGGUGGUUAUACAAAGUGAUAAAGAAAAGAAACAAAAUUAAGCUCAAGAAAAAAUUCUUCAAAAGAAAUGGUGGUUUGUUAUUACAACAACAAUUAUCUUCAAAUGAAAACAAUGUUCAGAAGGCAAAAUUAUUCAAUUCAAAGGAGUUGGAAAAUGCGACAGAUCGUUUUAAUGAAAACAGAAUACUUGGUAAGGGUGGACAAGGUACAGUUUAUAAAGGAAUGUUAAUUGAUGGAAGAAUUGUGGCAAUUAAAAAGUGCAACACAGUGGAUGAGGGAAAUCUUGAACAAUUCAUUAAUGAGAUUAUCAUUCUUUCACAAAUCAAUCAUAGAAAUGUGGUUAAACUACUUGGGUGUUGUUUAGAGACAGAAGUUCCUUUGCUAGUUUACGAAUUCAUUUCCAACGGCACACUUUUUCAGUACCUCCAUGAAAAAAAUGAAGAUUUUCCAUUGCUAACAUGGGAUAUGCGCUUAAGAAUUGCCACAGAAAUUGCCGGAGCUUUGUCAUACUUACACUCAGCAGCUUCAUUACCCAUUUACCAUCGUGACAUAAAAUCUUCAAACAUACUCCUUGAUGACAAAUAUAGAGCAAAAGUAGCAGAUUUCGGUACUUCAAGAUCAGUAGCCAUUGACCAAACUCAUGUAACCACAUUAGUAUAUGGUACUUUUGGGUACUUGGAUCCAGAAUACUUUCAAACAAGCCAAUUUACAGAAAAGAGUGAUGUUUAUAGUUUUGGAGUGGUCCUUGUUGAGCUUUUAACAGGAGAAAAACCAGUUUCUUUGACAAGAUCACAAGAAGGUCGGAAUCUAUCUACAUAUUUCGUUCUUUCAUUAAAAGAGAACCGUCUCUUUGAUAUACUUGAUACUCAAGUAAGUAAAGUUGGUAAUAAAGAUGAAGUCAUGGCAAUUGCUAACCUUGCAAAAAGAUGUUUACACUUGAAUGGAAAGAAACGACCUACAAUGAUAGAAAUCAUGAUGGAGUUGGAGGGAGUCCAAAAAGUUUCUACUAUUCAACCAAAUUUUGAAGAAAUUGAAUAUGUUAGAAAUGAAGAAAUGGAGCCCAGGAGUGACAUUUCUAUUUCAAAAAGUUCAUGUUUAGAAUCAAGCACAGCUUCAUCAUCAGACGUCCUACCACUUUUAUCCAUUAAAUCAAUUUGAUUAAUAAACUAGGUACUUUUUUUUUCAUGUUGUAAACUGUUAUAAAAUCAUAUUACUAUUUUAAAACUCCUUCUAGUAGAGUGGCAAUAAUGACAUUAUAUC